Messenger RNA from Aureococcus anophagefferens, 1350 nucleotides. RefSeq lists its product as hypothetical. Gene Ontology annotation, molecular function: actin binding; microtubule binding. Gene Ontology annotation, cellular component: actin filament; cytoplasm. The transcript is spliced from 2 exons. NCBI's taxonomy places the organism in Eukaryota, Pelagophyceae, Pelagomonadales, Pelagomonadaceae. The record is from RefSeq and is a predicted model, not a curated record. Gene Ontology annotation, biological process: actin filament polymerization. Bases 1 to 1350 code for a protein of 449 amino acids.
AUGACGCCCCAGGAGGCCCUGGAGCAGGUCGCCCCGAGGGGCAGGGCCGCGCCGAAGCUCAAAAAUGCCCUCCGGGAGGAUGCCUACGAGGUCUUCGAGGCGUGGGCGUCGCAGAGCGCCGCCGCCGCCGCCGAGGACCUCGCGGCGGCGACGGCGCGGUCCAAUGACGCCGGGCGCGAGGCCGCGGCGAUCAAGGCCGCCAUGGACAAGAAGAAGAAGAAGAAGUCCAUGGCCGAGGCGGACUACGCGCCCGUCGCCGCGGGCGAGCGCGUGCAGGCGCUCGCGGUGCUCCGCGCGGCCGGCCCCGACUACGACCUGCCCUGGGCCUCGCGCUGCGCGACGUGCCACGCGCUCCUCGCCCUCGGCGAGCGCUACGCCGGCGAGGAGUUCGAGUUCGGGGCCGGCCCCGCCGCGGGCAUGGCCGGCGACGUCGCGCUCGGCGCGCUCGCCGAGGCGUUCCUCCUCGAGGACGCGCUCUGCCUGUCGAACGACGUGCUCCUCGGGGAGCCGACCAAAGCGCUCUACCCCGUGCCGCCGCCGCUGCUGCGCUGCCUCGCCCACGCGGACUGGCGGCCCUUCCUCCCCGGGGACCCGCGCUACGCGGCGAUCCGCUCGUGCGCGCCGAAGAAGCUCCGGAGGACGCUGGCGCAGAUCGACGGCCUGCUGCGGCGCAAGGACGCGCCGCCGCCCCUGUCGCCCGUCGCGGCCGUCGACGCGGAGCUCCGGGCGCACCUGGACAAGGUGGCCGAGGCGCGGGGGACGGCGGGCCCGGCCGCGGCGCGCGCGGACGACCGCGCGCCGCCGGGCGGCCUCCGGCGGCUGGCGGCCGAGGCGCUCGCCGACGCGUCGACGGCCGCGGCGCUCCGGCGCCUCCGGGCCGCGGCGACGAUCGUCGAGUCCUGGGAGGACGCCUUCGCCAAGACCGUCGUCAGGCGCGACGGCGCCGUCGUCGGCGGCGACCCGCGCGCCGCCGAGGCCCGGGGCGCCGCGGCGAAGGUGUCCUUCGAGCGGCCGCUCCCGGACGCCGCCGACGCCGCGGAGCCGCCGCCGCCGCCGCCGCCGGACGACGGCUACGACCGCCACGCCGCGGCCUACGACGCGCUCCUCGAGCGCCUCAAGGAGCUCUCCGACGCCGCGGCGAAGAAGAAGGACGGCGCGGCGGACGCGGCGCAGCCGGCGGAGGCCGAGGCGCCGCCCCCGGCGAAGGGCGCCGGCUGGGGCGCCCCCGGCUUCGAACUGCAGCACGCGAUGGACUACGCGUUCGCGGACGUCGCGCCGGACGCGGAGGCGCCGCCGCCGCCCCCGGCGACGGCGGACGUCGCGCCGCCGCCGCCGCCCGACGCGGCAUAA